Molecule: messenger RNA, 3897 nt
Organism: Budorcas taxicolor (takin)
Lineage: Eukaryota; Metazoa; Chordata; Mammalia; Artiodactyla; Bovidae
Gene: PLEKHA6
Product: pleckstrin homology domain containing A6
Exons: 28
Coding region: 1-3897 (1298 amino acids)
Molecular function (GO): protein binding
Source: RefSeq, a predicted model, not a curated record
AUGGCCGAUGAGAUUGACUGGCUGGACUUGCCCGGCCGGUGGACCUACGGAGUUGACCGCGGUGGGAGAGUCUUCUUCAUCAAUGAUGAGGAGAAAUCAACCUGCUGGGUGCAUCCUGGAACGGCAUCACCCAUCCAGAGUGGACACUCUUCCUGUCCAGGUUUGCCCAAAGGUUGGGAGAUGGAUUCUACCCAGGAAGGAGCUGUGUAUUUCAUCAACCAUAAUGAAAGACGGAACACAUUUCUACACCCACUGACUGGCCAGGUUCCAGAGGAAAACAAAAAGUUUGACUUGAAAAUAUCAGCUUUGGACAUGUCCAAUAAAGCAGGUGGGAAACGGCCAACUACCACCAACAGUGACCUAACCAACCACAGCAUGGUGUCUGAGGUCCCUCCAGAGCGGCCCAGUGUCCGGGCCGCCCGGCCAUCCCGAAAGGCCAUCGCUUUCGGCAAGCGCUCCCACUCCAUGAAGCGAAACCCCAGCGCUCCCGUCACCAAGGCAGGCUGGCUCUUCAAGCAGGCCAGCUCUGGAGUUAAGCAAUGGAAUAAGCGCUGGUUCGUCCUGGUGGAUCGCUGCCUCUUCUACUACAAAGAUGAGAAGGAGGAGAGCGUCCUGGGCAGCGUGCCCCUCCUGAGCUUCCGGGUGGCCGCGGUGCAGCCCUCGGACAACAUCAGCCGGAAGCAUACCUUUAAGGUGACUGUCUGCUGGGUGGACGAGGCUGGGGCCAGUUCCACGCACUGCCUCUCCCCACAGGCUGAGCACGCCGGGGUCCGCACCUACUUCUUCAGCGCCGAGAGCCCCGAGGAGCAGGAGGCCUGGAUCCAGGCCAUGGGGGAGGCGGCCCGAGUACAGAUCCCCCCAGCCCAGAAGUUGGCGCCACCCCAAGCUUCACGUCACAACCAUGAGAAGCCAGACUCUGAGAACAUCCCACCCGGCAAACACCACCAUCAGCUCCCCCACAACAGCGUUCCCAAGCCUGAACCAGAGGCCAAGACUCGUGGUGAGGGUGACGGCCGAGGCUGCGAGAAGGCAGAGCGGAGGCCCGAGAGGCCCGACGCCAAGAGCGAGCCGCUGGCGAAAGCCAAUGGUGUCCACGCCGGACCAGAACCCGCCUCAGAGCCGGGCAGCCCUUUCCCCGAGGGCCUGAGGGUCCCGGGAGGUGGGGAGCGGCCUGCCCAGCCCAACGGCUGGCAGUAUAGCUCCCCCAGCCGGCCGGGGAGCACAGCCUUCCCGCCUCAGGACUCUGAGAGCGGGGGUCACCGGCGGAGCUUCCCGCCACGCACCAACCCCGACAAAAUCGCCCAGCGCAAGAGCUCCAUGAACCAGCUUCAGCAGUGGGUGAACCUGCGCCGAGGGAUCCCCCCUCCUGAAGACCUUCGGAGUCCUUCUAGGUUCUACCCUGUGUCCCGUAGGGUCCCUGAGUAUUACAGCCCCUACUCUUCCCAGUACCCUGAUGAUUACCAGUACUACCCCCCAGGGGUGCGGCCGGACAGCAUCUGCUCGAUGCCGGCCUACGACCGGAUCAGCCCACCGUGGGGCCUGGAGGACAAGCGGCACUCCUUCCGGAACGGAGGCGGCCCUGCCUUCCAGCUGCGCGAGUGGAAGGAGCCUGCUGGCCUUGGGCGGCCUGACGGCACCGUCUGGAUCCCCAGCCCCUCCCGGCAGCCUGUCUUCUACGAUGAGCUGGAGGCCGCCUCUGGCUCCCUGCGCCGCCUGUCCCUGCAGCCCCGCUCCCACUCCGUGCCCCGCUCGCCCGGCCAGGGCUCCUACAGCCGCAGCCGCCUGUACUCCCCCGCCCGCUCGCCCAGGGCCCACUUUGAGCGGCUGCCGCCUCGCAGCGAGGACAUCUACGCUGACCCUGCCGCCUACGUGAUGAGGCGAUCCAUCAGCUCCCCCAAGUAUGAUUACCUGGGAGACAGGCGGCCAGUCCCUGCAGGACUGUUCCCCUACAACUACCCACCAUCCCCCACGGUCCACGAUAAGAUGGAUGAACUUUUAGACCUUCAGUUGCAAAGAAACCUAGAGUAUUUGGAUCAGCAGAUGAGUGAGAGCGAGGCUCUGAUCAGUGUGGUGAACCGCAUGGUGGAGAGCUCCUCCCCCAGCGCCCAGCUCUUCAUGCAAGUCCCUCCGUACCCAGAAGUGUUCCAGGACAGCCUCCACACCUACAAGCUGAACGAGCAAGACACAGACAAGCUGCUGGGCAAGUUGUGUGAGCAGAACAAGGCGGUGCGGGAGCAGGAGCGGCUGGUGCAGCAGCUGCGAGCUGAGAAGGAGAGUCUGGAAAGUGCCUUGAUGGGGACCCACCAGGAACUGGAGAUGUUUGGAAGCCAGCCCGCCUACCCAGAGAAACUGCUGCACAAGAAGGAGUCGCUGCAGAACCAGCUCAUCAACAUCCGGGUGGAGCUGUCUCAGGCGACCACGGCCCUGGCGAACAGCACCAUGGAGUAUGAGAGUCUGGAGGCAGAGGUCUCUGCCUUGCACGACGAGCUCUGGGAGCAGCUCAGCUUGGACCUCCAGAAUGAGGUGCUCAACCGGCAAAUCCAGAAGGAGAUCUGGAGGAUCCAGGAUGUAAUGGAGGGGCUGAGGAAGAAUAACCCGUCCCGGGGCACAGACACAGCCAAGCACAGAGGAGGACUUGGCCCCUCGGGCACUUACAGCUCCAACAGCCCCGCCAGCCCUCUGAGCUCCGCCAGCCUCACCAGCCCACUGAGCCCCUUCUCCCUGGUGUCUGGCUCUCAGGGGUCCCCCACCAAGCCUGGCUUCAGUGAGGAGCCCGGCCCGCCGCGGCCCCCCCUCCCCAAAGCCUACGUCCCCCUGGAGUCUCCUCCCACUGUGCCUCCACUCCCUAGCGAGAGCCGCUUCUGGCCGCACCCCAACUCCCCUUCCUGGCACUGCGGUGGUGAGACAGCCAGGGGUCAGCCCAAGGCAAGCUACGAGCAAAGCAAGAGAGACCCCCAGCAGACAUCCCCCCUGGACACCUCUAGAGACAUCAGCCUUGUGUCCACCAGGCAAGAGGCUGAGGCAGAGAAGCAGGCGGCUCUCAACAAAGUGGGCAUCGUACCCCCACGGACCAAGUCACCCACCGAUGAAGAAGUGACUCCAUCGAGGGUGGUGAGGAGGAGUGCCAACGGGCUCACCAAUGGCCUCUCCUCCCGGCAGGAGCGCCCCAAGAGUGCUGUGUUUCCUGGCGAGGGCAAGGCCAAAAUGAGCGUGGAGGAGCAGAUGGAUCGCAUGCGGCGGCGGCAGAGCGGCUCCACCAGGGACAAGCGGAGGAGUCUGCAGCUCCCAGCCAGCCCGGCCCCCGACCCCGGUGCCCGGCCUGCCUACAAAGUGGUGCGCCGCCAGCGCAGCAUCCACGAGGUAGACAUCUCCAACCUGGAGGCGGCGCUGCGAGCCGAGGAGCCCGGCGGGCAGGCCUACGAGAGUCCGCGGGAGGAGAUCGCCCGGCUGCGCAAGACGGAGCUGGAGCCGCCGCGCUAUGACGUGGACAUCAACAGGGAGCUCUCCACCCCGGGCAAAGUCCUCAUCCCUGAGCGGUACCUUGACCUGGAGCCCGACACGCCCCUGAGCCCCGAGGAGCUGAAGGAGAAGCAGAAGAAAGUGGAGAGGAUCAAGACGCUCAUUGCCAAGUCCAGCAUGCAGAGCGUGGUGCCCGUCGGCGAGGGGGACUUUGUGGACGUGCCCCAGGACUCGGAGAGCCAGCUGCAGGAGCAGGAGAAGAGGAUUGAGAUCUCCUGUGCCCUGGCGACCGAGGCCUCCCGCAGAGGCCGCAUGCUGUCUGUGCAAUGUGCCACCCCAAGCCCUCCCACCUCCCCUGCCUCCCCGGCUCCACCAGCCAACCCCCUACCAUCUGAACCCCCGCGGGGCGCCGACAGCAGCCAUGUCAUGCGGGUCUGA